AUGCGUAAAUGUAUCACUGACUCGCGCACACAAUGGCUUGGAGUUUGGUCAAGAUUAGCGGGCUCCGAUUCCCGGUCGGCUGUACGCCCUUGCGACGAUGGAACGGGGAUAGAGGAGGUCUCCGUCAUUCCGAACGACGGCUUCGGCUACCCGGAGACAAAGGAGCAGAUCGUCUCCUAUAUGAGCAUCAAGUCUUUGGAUCCGUGGUCGACCAACUAUGCCGGCUUAGCACACUCGAACGAUGGAAAUACCUUCACCAAGCUGGAAAUCAAGUUUAAGAACAAGGAUGACAACUCUGACCCGUUCCAGAUGUGGACCAUGCAGCGCGAUGGAAACUAA
Penicillium argentinense is the source of this 339-nucleotide messenger RNA. RefSeq lists its product as uncharacterized. The transcript is spliced from 2 exons. The record is from RefSeq and is a predicted model, not a curated record. Lineage: Eukaryota; Fungi; Ascomycota; Eurotiomycetes; Eurotiales; Aspergillaceae. Bases 1 to 339 code for a protein of 112 amino acids.